Molecule: messenger RNA, 1023 nt
Organism: Cladophialophora yegresii CBS 114405
Lineage: Eukaryota; Fungi; Ascomycota; Eurotiomycetes; Chaetothyriales; Herpotrichiellaceae
Exons: 1
Coding region: 1-1023 (340 amino acids)
Molecular function (GO): hydrolase activity, acting on carbon-nitrogen (but not peptide) bonds
Source: RefSeq, a predicted model, not a curated record
AUGCAGGACGGCAAAAUCACAUUCGAUCUGCGCGACGUGGACAGCUGGAUCGACGGCCAGGACGGGUACCUCAUCCCGGGCCUCAUCGACAGCCACUGCCACCCGGCGUUGAUCUCGGACUUGGCCACGCUCAGUAGCUACGGGGUGACCACGGCCAUGAGCAUGAUCUGUCCGUCGUACCCGCUUUGUGCGUCGCUGAGGGAUCAGCCCGGCUUGACCUCCUUCUUCACAGCCAGUGCGGGUAUCAUGGGCCCCAACUCGACACACGCCCUGCUUAUGCACGCGGACCCGAACACCCUGAUCCGUUCGGCGGCCCAGGCACCUCAAUUCGUGGCCUGGGCUUUCGGGAACAAUUCAGACUUCAUCAAGAUCAUUGCCGAGACAAACGGGCCUGAUCAAGCCACGCAAGAUGCGAUCGUGGCGGAGACGCACCGGCUUGGACGCCAGGCCAUGACCCACGCUGCCGACGUACGCUCAUACCUCCAGGCGAUUGCAUCGAGGACAGAUGGGAUCCAGCACACUCCUGGGGACGGAAAUAUCACAUCGGCCAUGAUCGCAGAUAUGGGACGAAAUGGUCAAUUCAUCGUCCCUACCACUACGGUGGUCAAAGCGUUCCUGAAUAGUACUGUUGCUUCACAAUCGUCGUACAACAAUCAGUCUUGGCGAACUGUAAUUGGGAACUUGAAAAGCAUGCGCCGAGCAAGGCUGCCGCUAUUGGUAGGAACAGAUGCUAUCUCUGAGAUGGACCCUUUUGCAGCCUUGGUCAAGAACCCUCUGGGGAGCACCGUGCAUGAUGAGUUGGAAGUGUUUGUGAAUGAGGUCGGGUUUGAGCCUGCUGAGGCACUAAGGGCUGCAACGUCUCUACCCGCGCGACUCUUUAGAUUGGCUGACCGGGGACUGAUCAUGGACGGGAAGCGGGCGGACCUGUUGCUGCUGGGGUCGAAUCCAUUGAAGAACAUUUCAGCAACCAGGGAUAUUAUGAAGGUGUGGAAUGGAGGGAUCGAAUUCAGCUCUGCCACAUGA